AUGCCACCAACUUCAAGAGGAGCCUUCCUCGUUCUGCGCUUGAUCCGUCAUGCUUCUUCCGCCUCAACCAUCAACACCCGAACCGCCCAUACUCGUACACUCCCUCCUCUGCCAUCCUUGCCAACACCCAAAAGAACCCCCCAAUUCAAAACUCCUUCCCGAAUUCAUGCCGAAUCCCAACCCUCUAACCCUCGCCCCUCAAUCUUCCAAGUUCUCCGGUCUCCAACAACCCGACGUUUGGUAUGGUACUUGGUGUUUGUGGUUCCGCCGGUCGCCUUCUUCCUAUCCCAAUUCCCUCUACGCAUCGCGACUGUCCGUGGCCCGUCUAUGCAACCAUACCUCAAUCCCACACACUCUCCAGACCUUCCGGAGCCAGCCCCCGACCGCAUCUUGCUCCAAAAGGUCACCUUUCCAGGUCGUCCAAGCGUCGUCUUCAACAACCCACCCUUCCAGCUCCACCGAGGCCAAAUUGUAAUCUUUUAUGCCCCUCACGACCCGAAGAAAUGGGCAAUAAAGCGUAUCGUCGCCGUGCCUGGAGACCGCGUGACACCUCGACCGAGCUAUCCCGGAGGUGACGGCCCAGUCGUUGUACCUUACAAUCACAUCUGGGUCGAAGGAGACGCAGACGGCCGAGACAAGACCGUCGACAGCAACUGGUACGGCCCGAUAAGCCAGAACCUUGUGAUCGGGGUAGCCAAAGCUGCCUGGACGCCGUGGUCGUGGCCGUGGCAGUGGCGCGGCCUGGGAAACUGGACCGAUCACGAUUAUCCCGCCAAACGACAGGGGCGAGUGGAAGAAGAUGUCGUGGGCGAGGCCAAAGUCGAUCCCGACAAGGUGCAUAUGGGUCAGGCGUUUGCCGAUGGAACGGCAGCGAGGGAGUUGAUUGCCCUCCAGGCCAAGAGACAACGUUUACCCGAGAUGAUGGCGGACAGGAAAAAGUUGGAUAAACUGCGCACGAUAUACACGUAUGCAAAGUUGGAGUUGGAGGAAAACAACCCGGAGUCGGUGGACGUGGCGCAGGCAUUGGUGGACGAGCUGGAGACGGCGUUCAAAAGUGUCGGCUUGCACGAGGACGGGAGUGAAAUCCCACCUAUACCGUACGCUAUUCAGGAGGAGGAAUCGAAGAGGAAAGAGUUUGAAAAGUACCUGGACAAACAGCGGGCAAAGGGGGCGAUUUCUGCAUCUUCUCCUACCGACUUGAGCACGGCAUGA
Molecule: messenger RNA, 1212 nt
Organism: Exophiala spinifera
Lineage: Eukaryota; Fungi; Ascomycota; Eurotiomycetes; Chaetothyriales; Herpotrichiellaceae
Exons: 1
Coding region: 1-1212 (403 amino acids)
Biological process (GO): mitochondrial respiratory chain complex assembly
Cellular component (GO): mitochondrial inner membrane peptidase complex
Molecular function (GO): serine-type endopeptidase activity
Source: RefSeq, a predicted model, not a curated record